AUGGAAUCACAGCAACCCCCAAGGGACUUUGACUGGGGCUAUCUCAUACAGCCAGACAAGAGUCCCUCUCCGAGACUCGAACAGCUAUGUCUAGGCCUUGCAGGCGUUAUCUCCGAACUCGACCCUUCAUCUUCUACAAAGGAGCUUACUCCUGAGAAAUUAGCCGCCUUUUAUCGUGCGGUUGGAGGGAAUUACGAUAGUUUGUUUUUGAACACUCCUAGUCCCUCUCUGUCGUUCAUAUAUCAGUCUCUGGGCUGCUUCCAUACCCUUCAACCGACAAAAAGUGCUUUUGAACCACCAUCCAUUCCUGCCUUGCUUCCACAUGGCUUCAUUCGCUGGCAGACAAUCCAACUCUUGUUAUGUCCAGAAGAACAUACUCCAUUCCUCCAGAGGGCAGUGGAAAUGUUUGAUAUAGUUGAUGCUCAUGAAGGAUACUUGCUUCCCAAGUCUAUUCCAGCUUCCGCCUUUCCUACACAGCCAGACCCUGAUAUGGUCAAAUGGCAUGAAACUGUCUGUAACCGCCUAGAAUUAGAAUCUGCCGGGCCGUCGCCCAAUCCAAGGCCUUCGAGUAAUGCACACCCAUCUCCUGCAGUGCGAACUCACCAGUCAAGAGCUAAGGAAGAUGAGGGCGACUAUUUCAGUCAGGGACACUACUACACCUCCUCGAGUAGAAAGCAACACGCAUCCAGACAAAACUCCAGAGAGCCUCAUAGCCGUAUCCCUCACCCUUUACGACAUACUGAAGCAGCCAGCUAUACCGGAGACUCGGGGCCAAAGACGGUUGGUUAUGAACGACCUGCCGGAGUUUCUCGCUCAAAGACAUCAAGUCAUUAUCGUGGCCAUUCCAGCCCACCAAGCGCAUAUAGACGAUCAUGGGCACACCCAGAGAUCUCAGGCGACGAAGACGAGAUUAUCAUUAUCGAACAUGGCCGUUCCAACCCACAGGCGCGAAGAAGUGAACAUAGGCACAGCCAGGAGCAUACGAUCCAUGAAGACAUCUAUCCCUCUCGAUCAUCCCGUGUCCGACAUCACUCCCACGAAUCGAUGCACCGCCAGCGGCAACCUUCACAUCACUCGGUGAACGAGACACCAAGGAGGAGAUUAGAUGAAGAUGAACCAGAGAUUUACUACUCAUAUCCUCCAUCGAAACAUAUCCCGGAGAUCAAACCGACCUAUGACGACGAUGCAUCAAAUGCAUUCCCAACACCAAAGCAUCACAACCACCCUUUCCACCCUAGAUAUAUAGACCUGUUCGACGAUGAUGGUAGGAUAUAUCUGAACCAGUCUCCCUCAGGCCCACGGCGAGGAUCAAGAACCAGCGCUCAUGCGGAAAACCCCCAUGGUUCUCCGCCCUUAUCCCCCACGACAGAACUGUACAACGAGCAAACAACACAUUUAGACCCUCGAUCUCGUCCCCAUCGCCACCAAUCACUUCGGGAAUCCAGGCCGAAGAAAACAAGGGGGGCCAAGGGUAUAGAAAUCCGUCCUCGGUCUCACUCUCGUGGCUCCCCAUCUCGUCGCCAACACCAUUAUUACCAGGACUACCGACAUAUAGACGAUCAUCAUAUCCACCCGUCACGAAGCACCAGGGAAAGGGAAAGGGAUCGAGAUCGGGAUCGAGAACGCUCUCGAUCCCGGCCUAGAAGAGGCGAGGAUGAAACCUGGAGUGAGAGCGAUAGUAGCAUCGACACGUCUGAUCACGACUACCCUGCUACGGCCCCCACGGCCCAGGGGUAUACUGCCCCUCUGGCUCCAAUGCCUCCUGCUGCCGGCCCUAUACCGCCCGUGAACACAUCUGGCGGAACGCCACGCGAGAGCAGUAGGCGAGCCAAGUAUGCUGCGAAGCUGGAGUCUACGUUUAAGAACGGGCUGCGGAAUAGUGGCAAGGAGAAGAAGAAGAAGGAUAGGAAUGGUGGGAGUAGCGGUGAUGCACAGUAUCCUAGUUAUUCAGGGCGUUCCCGCUCUUCGCACCGGAGGUGA
This is a messenger RNA of Microsporum canis CBS 113480, 1980 nucleotides long. RefSeq lists its product as hypothetical. The transcript has 2 exons. The coding region runs from base 1 to 1980 and encodes 659 amino acids. Lineage: Eukaryota; Fungi; Ascomycota; Eurotiomycetes; Onygenales; Arthrodermataceae. The record is from RefSeq and is a predicted model, not a curated record.